AUGAGUUCCGGACAACGCGGUGGUGCAGCUGCCUACGAAGAGGAGUGCUUGGACGCACUUUUUGCAGCUCUUCGUCUUCCGUCAGGAGCGUUGGAGCUCGAUGCGAGCGCUGUUUUGGACGAUGAGGGCAAGUCACUCGAGACAGCAGAUGGAGACUCGUUUAAUUUCGUCCGUUACCUCUCCGAGUUGGAAGACAUAGUUUUGCACCUUUCGACGGAGGACGACCUUCCCGAAGAUUUGCUACUCCCUAGCCGCGAAAGCUCUGAAGGGUUUUCUGGUCGUCCGGACAUAAACGAUCCCGAAUCUGGGGAAGUAGUGAGCGCAAGUGUUUCAGCGGCGGCCGCUGCAACAGAGACUCUUCCCACCUCGCCUCAGGCCAGACAAAUUGCUCCCUUGCAGACUACGUUUGGAGUGGGAUCGUUUCUACCAUUUAUUGCGAACGCAACAGCACGGCCCGACAUGCAACGCACUUCUGCAGUUGCCCCAAGGCGGGUAGUCGAUCAGAAGAAACGACGCAUCCGAAAAAUGUAG
Messenger RNA from Cyanidioschyzon merolae strain 10D, 531 nucleotides. RefSeq lists its product as hypothetical. The transcript has a single exon. The record is from RefSeq and is a predicted model, not a curated record. The coding region runs from base 1 to 531 and encodes 176 amino acids. Lineage: Eukaryota; Rhodophyta; Bangiophyceae; Cyanidiales; Cyanidiaceae.